Messenger RNA from Cryptococcus amylolentus CBS 6039, 4461 nucleotides. RefSeq lists its product as hypothetical. The transcript has 18 exons. The coding region runs from base 624 to 4265 and encodes 1213 amino acids. Gene Ontology annotation, molecular function: zinc ion binding; DNA binding; DNA-binding transcription factor activity, RNA polymerase II-specific. The record is from RefSeq and is a predicted model, not a curated record. Lineage: Eukaryota; Fungi; Basidiomycota; Tremellomycetes; Tremellales; Cryptococcaceae. Gene Ontology annotation, biological process: regulation of DNA-templated transcription; DNA-templated transcription.
UUCGCUCUUUGAACCUCUCUUCUACAUACAGCAGUGAACCAUCCAAACUGCUUCGGCACUGUACCCAGACACCACCGUCACCCUCUUUGCGUCGAACCAAACAAAACAAUAGACAUAUUUGUGGUAAGCUCGGAGAAAGGUUGAGGGGCCCAAUCGCCCAACGCACGGCACCGGGCUAAUAGCGGGGGUUCCCAGUUACGAAAGGCUUUGUGUACUCUGCAGGUCAAUAACACAUCCUAUCCCCUGCAGGAAAACCUCCGGGUCAUCCGUCUAUCCAAGCUGCAUACGCAUCAUUGUACCAUCACUGACUCGAUCAGCAACAGUCGACGUUGCCAUCACCAUCAACUCCCCUUCCACGCGAUCGUCCGCUCGACAUCAUAUGUCUUCCGCAUUGCCAUAGGCUCCAGGGCGAACAAGCAACACCCACGCGAUAUCCCCGCCCCUUCCCCGUACUCCUCUUCUCAUCCCCUUCACCUACCUCUUCUUGUCGUCAGCCAGCGCAUUUGAGGUGGUCUGUGGGGUGUGUGAACAUUUGUGGACGGGCCCGAGAACAAACCAAUCCCAUCUGUCGUCUUUAGUAGCUCAAAGGCUUGCGGGAGUGCGGCCCGAGGAAAGCGUUGAAGAUGCCGCAGGAUCCAGGCCGCUCUCAAGCAUCGGACUCUAGGGGUGCCAGCAGUAAGAAAAGAGGAGGCGGAAAUAGAUCUGAGCGCAUCCAUAGAGGUGGUCCCCUGGCCGGCGAGCAGCCUGGGAGCCUUUAUACCUCCUCGCAUCACCCUUCGUAUCGACCAUACCCCACUUCGCCUCAUCAACCGACCCCAUCGUAUCAAACGCAAGCCCCUCAGGGUCCGCCUAUACGACCUCCCUAUAGCUUGUCUUUACCCGUGCCCGAGGGUUCCCACCAAGGGUAUAGCUAUCCACCCCAUACAUACCUAUCGGCUGCUCAUGAGUACGUCAACCCGCAGACACGAACGGCUUUUCCUCAGAAUUCAGUCUACCCACCACCACGCUAUCUGUCGCCGUAUACCAGUAGACCAGGCUCCGUGCCACCGGCUCAGAGCACGGCCCAACACCGCUACACUGAACGACCAAUCACUCCCAGCGGCGGGCUUCCACCUCAAGGCCGGUCUUUGUCUGUAUCGCCCAUGGAAGAGAUGACAGAACGCUGGCAAGCGAUGCCCAGUUGCUCUCCUCUCAACAGUCGUGAUCAAAAGUCCACCAGCGAUACCGCGAGACCUUUCCCCUCACCCGGGAGCCCUCGUCUUGGGGCUUCAUCAGCGGCACAGCACGGCCAGCCUGUCAGGCAGAGUCCUGCCGAGUCAUACUCUGCUGGAGACAGCAGUGUUUCCGCCAGUCGCCCAGGGACUUCGGAAGGUCUACGUAUGGCAUUGGGGGGAGGUGCACCAUCUAGGCAGGCGUCGGAUGACCCUAUGCUAUCCUGGGACGAGGCUUCACAAGUCCCUUCAAGACCUGCUUCACCCCAGGGCAAGGCAAUUCGCAGAGGAGUGUUAAAGUCCAACGCCCCUUCUUUUCCCACAGAAGCUACCAAGGGGGAAUUUUCUGAUGAUCCCAUGGACAACGAUGAGCUAGACGUGGACCGCAAGUUGGACCACCGGAAGCGUAAAAGAAACAGAGUCAUUCGUAGCUGCGUCCAGUGCCAUACUCAUAAGCGCAAAUGCGACCGUAAACGACCUUGCGGCAGAUGCAUUGCUUUGGGCCUUACUGGGAAUUGCGUUUACGAGAUUGAUGAACAACGUGAUCCAAAUGAUCCGGAGGUAGCUGAGAGUGAUCGUUUGCGUCGGCGCGUUGCGGAGCUCGAGCAAGUAGUGCGCGAUCUGCGACAGAAACCCUCUGCGCGAGCUCCAGCACCUAGCAAAGCUGCCUCAACUCUAGACCAUGGCAGUGAUGGGGAAAACCGUCGCGUUAUCAUUGAUCGGUAUGCCCGCUUUCAGCUAGACGAAGCUCAGGCAGCGGACAACGUUUCUCGCCUAGGACAAAAUUUAGCUCCCGUCACUGUCAAAGCGGAAAGAUCGUCUCAAGAGGCAUCUGGUGGUGAUGAAGGCCCUUCAAGGACGCAAAAUGGCGCGGGUCACGAGAGUGAAAAGCAAGGCUCAGGAUCAGCGGAUUACAGGGCUGAGCCGUACACGGCCAACCUCCUUCCGGGUGACGAGAUCAUGCACGACACCAGUGGUAGGACGGUAUAUCUGGGCGCUUCUGCUGGUCAAUCAAUGCUUCGAAGUCUCAAAGAAUUGGCUUCCGCAAAAGGCGACAGCGGUCUUUUGGCUGUGCCCGAAGAUGGCGUGUAUUCAGGUGCUUUCCCGAAUCUCAGAAAGACCUUCCCCUUCACUACUAUCUGGAGUCACGAGAAUUUCUGUGGAGAAAUUAUAGGUCUUCUGCCUAACCAAGCUCAAUCUGAACUUCUCUGGGAGGAUUGGGCCAAUACUUAUGGCUCUUAUGUGAGCCCGUUCCACAUGCCGUCGCUCAAAGAGGAGUACAGCAGCUUUUUCGCCAAGCCGCCCGACGAAAAAAUGAGCGUCCCUUUGUCCGCCCUAGCUGUGUUUCUUACCAUUUGCGCCUUGGGAUGCUUAUCGAGAGCUACCGCCGCAGAAAUGUUCGGACAUCCGAAUCGUGCUCAAAGGACCCCUGAUGACCUCGGAGGUCCGGAUGUCAAGGAGCCCAAAGACUUGACUACAAGCCGUUUGCAGAGCGAGCUGUAUUUGUCGGCAGCAUAUCAGGCGCUUCGCCUUUGCUCGUUCAUGGCGAAUCCCACAGUUCAAGUGCUGCAAUGUCAGGUUCUUGUCCAAUUAUAUUUGCUUGUGAGCGAAAGAGCUGCAGAUGCGUGGGCCAUCGGCGGGAAUAUGAUCAAGCAAGCAACGGCGCUCGGGCUGCACAGAGACCCUCUGAGUCUCGACCCACAUGUAUCGGCACGCGAAGCUGAAGUAAAGCGGCGUGUAUGGUGGUCCGUGGCAUCUCUAGACGCCAUGCUCUCAAUCUUCUUCGGGCGUCCGAGCAGUAUCAACUUCUACACGACCAAUCUGCCGCAGGACAAAGCCGACGAGGAGCUUUCAGAAUCUCCGGGAAGUGCUCGAGAGUUAUCAACGUCCAAUGACUUGGACAGCAGAACAACAGACCAGACUUUCCACACCGCCUACUAUCAACUGACUAUACCGUCUUUCGAAUUUCUCGAUGGUAUCUUCUUUGUCGAUCUGCAAGCUAGCCGGGAGGCACUAUACAAGUGGUUCUCGCCUCCAUCGGACGCGCACAUGGCCUCUGAGGAGUCCCCCAAGCCCAAGCAUACAUACCGAGACGCACUGCGGCUAGCAGAGGACUUGCGGCGGUGGUACUCUCAUGUCCCCGACGGUCUUCGACUGGACGUCAACGACAGUGUAGAAGAUCUACACAAGUCAAGAAGUCGAAAGCGAUUGGGACAGACAUUAGCCUUGUGUAUCAAGACUUGGACUUUGACCUUGGUAAUCCAUCGCCCUUACCUCAGAGCAGAAGCCGACCCGGGCGCUUACCCGGAGUCCACCGCCUACUGCUCAGAAGCCGCCCAUAUGGUGUUGAAAGCAUACCGUGCAAUGGCCGAAGCUGAUAUUCCUCUUGUGUGGGCGGUCUGGUCAAUGUCAUACAGGGCCUUCCAAGCGGCUGCUGUCUGCGCAUUUCUAGCUUUGAGACAGCCCGGUACGGAGCUGGCUGCCAAGUGUAGAGAGGACCUACGAGGCGCCAAAGAGAUAUUUGCAGGGAGACUGUCAACCUGGUUCAGUUCCCAUCCUGUUCAGAGCGACCUCUGUCAAGGCAUCAUUCAACUCGACAAACUUGUGUCCUUGGCCAAUGAUCAACACCGUCGGUCGCCAGCUCCCAUCACCUCGUAUAACGGCAUGUCUCCCGCAAUGUUUGGAUUCUUUGAUGGUUCCCCAACCAAUGCUGGGAUUGGUGGUUCUCAGGUUGAACAGAAAGCGCCACCUACACCUCUCACAGACGUCCGGGCAUUUCAACGCCCUACCUCGUCUGCCCGACCACUCAACGCAGCAGACGCCUUCCAAAGGAAUCCAGCGCAGUUCCCAAGCGGGAUUGAUUAUGGUCUGCCCAGGUCUUCCCAAUAUAACGGCGGCUUCUACAAUAUGGCUCAAGCAGAUUCUAUUGCCACAUCUCUAUCUGGUGACUUCAACGGGCCCAGCCCUCUCGCGUUACCUGGGUUCUGGGCGUCGAUGUUUGGCAUCAAGAUGGACAAAGAUGGGGAUGAGGCCUCGCAAUCAGAAAUGGUUUGAUAGAUGGCCAGGCGCUAGCCGUCUUUUCUCUUCACCUCAUGACAUGAGUUUCGAUCGUCUUCGCGUACAUAGUAAUCGGGAUAGAGCCCGAGCCGUUUCAAUCUCUGUAUACACCAACGAAUUUGAUUUGUAUAUCACACGUCCAUACACCAACGAGACAACGACGAGAAAUGCAUACGAAAUGAAAGGAGUGUCG